GGAAACGUUCACCAUUCCCAUCAGAGGUUCCCAAGAAGUCUGGAGGCAAACGCUAAAAUCUCACUUGUCAUCCAUAACACGUGUACAGUUUCUUCUUUUUCGAUUUUGACCCACAAAGUUGGAAUACACCGUCUGUGUUGAGCAUCGCUGAAUAUAAGCCAUCUGGCAUCUUGUCUUUCCGGCAUCUUGUUUAUUUUAGCUUAGCAUGGCGAGUCGUGUGGAGUAAAAUUGCGUGUUUAAAACAUCUGCACCCACACUAGACAGAGAUGGAGUCGCUGAACUUUGAGUCAGAAAUGGAGGCGGAUGGGCAAGGCAAUUAUUCUUUGUUUCCAGCUCUGGAUAAUAUGACGAGCCUGUCUGGAACGACUGAGAGUCUAGAUGCUGAAACCUCCAGUGAAGUUACAGACAAACCCAACCUCACCUGGCUUGAUGCUGCUCAGAUUGUUCUGGAAGAGGCUGGACGCCCCAUGCACAUCAAGGAGAUCAAACAGCGGAUCAUUGAUCGAGGACUGGUGCAGUCAAAUGCAAAAUCAAGCCUUGAGGCGGUCAUGUAUCGAGAGACACAGAAAGGGAGUCGACGCUUCAAGAGGAUUGAGAGCAGAAAUGGAGUUUUUGCCCUGUUGACCGAUGAAGAAAGACAGCAGGCAUUGCAGUCAUUCUCUGCCCAGUCGACCUUCUCAAGUUCAGGCUCUGGCUCAUCCCUGGGUCCCGUACCAUCCCCAACGAGUCACCCUGAGCCAAGACCCAAGGUCAGAAAAGCUCCUCGCAAGAACCAAAAUGAGAAGUACAGACUGAAAAACAACCGUCUGCGCCAGGCUGCCCGUGCCAUGAUUUUUGAGAAUGCGGCACUAUAUGAUGAAAUUGCUCACCUAGAAGAGAAGUUUGUCCGAGCAAAAGAGGAAAGGAGGUUCCUUCUAAAAUCUUUGUUACAAUAUCAGUCACUGGGUGAAGGUGAGUCAGUCCCGACACCCAGCUGCAGUACACAUGCAACAGUAACUUUAAGUUCCAGCACACCAGGGGGCGCUGUUCUCUCAGGGAGUCACAGCCAGGCAUCUGGGCUUUCGGGACCUGAAGAUCUUUUAAAGAAACCCAAAAAAGAACGAAAAGAGAGAGGAAGGGAAGAACUUAUGAAGAAGAUUUGUAAGAAGAGAAAGGUCGUUGAGGGAGGAGUUCGCAAACUUGUUCAGCCCAUCUUGCUGGACUCCUCCGGCAGGCCUGUCUUUCCCAUUGUGCUCGGUGGACUCACAGUUUACAGCCUAGGGGAGAUCAUCACAGACAGGGCUCUGUUUCACGAUGAGACUGCUAUCUAUCCUGUGGGCUUCUGUAGCACCAGAGUUUUCGCAAGCUUGAAGAACCCUGAUCAGAAGUGCCUCUACACCUGCCAAAUCAAAGAUGGCAGCCAAGGACCACAGUUUGAGAUUGCUCCAGAGGAUGACCCACAGAAUGCAAUAGUGGCGUCAUCAGCCCAAACCUGCCACGCAAACCUGCUGAAAGCUAUUGUUUCUCGAAGAGGCAAACCCUUAACCAACAUUGUUCCAUCUGGAGCAGACUUUUUUGGUUUCUCUCACCCCACCAUUCAGAACCUGAUCCAGAGCUGUCCUGGAGCACGCAAGUGCAGCAAUUAUCAGUGGGUGCGUUUUGAGGUAUGUCGGCCCGGUGAUGGACAGGUAGCACACGGCCUGUCUGAAGAUGAUGCAUCUGUGAACUUUGAGUCCUUCCAGCGAUUGCAAAGCUGUGAAGAGAUCCUGACCAAUCAGAACCUCACAUCAGAACAGAGCGGAACAGGCCGAACUCAACAGCCUAAUGUGUCAUCUCACCUGCUGAGCUCGACAAUCCUACAGACCAGUGCUGUAACAUCUCUCUCCAACACCUGAACACAACCAAACACAUUAGGAUUAGCCUUUCAUAUUCAUUUGUAAUGUGGAACUUUGCAUUAUGCCAAAUGAGAACUUAACUAUUUGGAUGAUUUUCUGCAUGUGUAGAGCGCAGUCUGAUUACUUUGUGAAUUAAAUGAAAUGACACGCGUUAAAAAAAAAAGAGGAGCUUCAAAAGGUUCUUUGAUGUCAUGGAAGAACAUUUUGGUUCCAUAUAAAACCUUCAACAUCUGAAGAACCUUUCUGUUUCAAAAAAGGUUCUUUGUGGCCAUAAAAUGUUCUUCAGAUUAUAAAAAAGUAAGAAAGAGAUGGUUCCUUGACUGAAUGGUUCUUUGCGGAACUAAAAAUGGUUCUUCUAUAUCAUGGCUGCGAAGAACCUUUAUUUUUAAGAGUGAAGGUCUCGUUCUCUCUUUUGAUUUGUACUGUAUUUUUUAAGUGUGAUAUGUCUGCAAAUCACUGUAAAAGACUUUUGAUAAAAGUUAAAUAAAUGAUGAGU
Messenger RNA from Triplophysa rosa, 2370 nucleotides. It is a transcript of the gene fyrd1, whose product is annotated as transforming growth factor beta regulator 1. Lineage: Eukaryota; Metazoa; Chordata; Actinopteri; Cypriniformes; Nemacheilidae. Gene Ontology annotation, biological process: regulation of cell cycle; regulation of DNA-templated transcription. Gene Ontology annotation, cellular component: nucleus. The transcript is spliced from 14 exons. The coding region runs from base 267 to 1874 and encodes 535 amino acids. The record is from RefSeq and is a predicted model, not a curated record.